Molecule: messenger RNA, 808 nt
Organism: Geodia barretti
Lineage: Eukaryota; Metazoa; Porifera; Demospongiae; Tetractinellida; Geodiidae
Source: the annotation of a GenBank genome assembly
UCCGUAAUAGUCACUGAACGUGCAAAGAUCGUCUGGAACCAGGGAAAUGGGAGACGAGUUGUUGUGGGCGGUCAAGAACGGAGACCUGGAUGCCGUGGAAAAGUGUCUAAAGAAGCCUGGGUUCAAUGUCAACAAUGAACUGAUGAACGGCCGAAAUGCCCUCCACUAUGCAGCGGACUACGGCCAGGCUGAGGUCGUCGCUCUUCUCCUCAAACUAAAGGCCGACAUCAACACUCCAGACAAGUUUGGAAUCACUCCACUGCUGGCUGCUGUAUACGAAGGUCACAAAGAAGUCGUGAAAGUCCUUCUCGAAAAAGGAGCAGACAAGUCAGGUAAGGCCCCAGACGGCUCCUCCUACCUGGCCUGUGCAGAAUCAGACGAGAUCAAGGCUCUGCUCAAAUAACACUAUGUACAUGAAGUAGUGGUAAGAGCCAGUUUAGUCACACCUACAUCAACAGUGACUAGAAACUUGGUCACAUCUCUUCAAUUAGUUUACACUUCAUCACAACACACGGUCUAACUGUUGUCAGUAGCUCUGGCCUGUGGUAUGUAUGGUAUUAGAGAUUUCGUCCAAAUUUAUUAGAAUUUCUCAUUUUUACUGGUUUUUUUGUGCAUUGUAACCUCUGUGAUGAUAUCAUUUGUGGAUGGUGCGUUUGUCAAUCGUUUAUUCAGAGGUUUAACUGAAUACAAUACGAUGCUAGUUAUACAAGGGUACACCCCUAUAAUAAGACUAGUGUAGUUUGUGGAUCAUCAACUAAUGAUGCAUCUUCUAUGACAGUUACUGCACUCUCUAGCUAUACUGCCCCGC